Gorilla gorilla gorilla (western lowland gorilla) is the source of this 2793-nucleotide messenger RNA. It is a transcript of the gene ZBTB17, whose product is annotated as zinc finger and BTB domain containing 17. Gene Ontology annotation, cellular component: nucleus; nucleoplasm. The record is from RefSeq and is a predicted model, not a curated record. Lineage: Eukaryota; Metazoa; Chordata; Mammalia; Primates; Hominidae. The coding region runs from base 213 to 2693 and encodes 826 amino acids. The transcript has 15 exons. Gene Ontology annotation, molecular function: protein binding; RNA polymerase II cis-regulatory region sequence-specific DNA binding; DNA-binding transcription repressor activity, RNA polymerase II-specific. Gene Ontology annotation, biological process: regulation of immune system process; negative regulation of transcription by RNA polymerase II; regulation of cytokine production.
CUGCGAGGUCGGUUCCGCCCGACUCUAACAUGGCGGCGCCCUUUGUCUGCUCUGGAGUGCCGUCCCCGGCCUUCUCGCGGCCGUGAUGCACCUCCCUCUGCGGUGGGGUCCGGGACAUGGCAGGUAAUGAGCCGGACAAGGGGAGCCAAGCUGGAGUUUACACAGGCAAACUGUCAGAAAAGAGUAGCCUGGGCUGUCUGGAAAUCUGAGCCAUGGACUUUCCCCAGCACAGCCAGCAUGUCUUGGAACAGCUGAACCAGCAGCGGCAGCUGGGGCUUCUCUGUGACUGCACCUUUGUGGUGGACGGUGUUCACUUUAAGGCUCAUAAAGCAGUGCUGGCGGCCUGCAGCGAGUACUUCAAGAUGCUCUUCGUGGACCAGAAGGACGUGGUGCACCUGGACAUCAGUAACGCGGCAGGCCUGGGGCAGGUGCUGGAGUUUAUGUACACGGCCAAGCUGAGCCUGAGCCCUGAGAACGUGGAUGAUGUGCUGGCCGUGGCCACUUUCCUCCAAAUGCAGGACAUCAUCACGGCCUGCCAUGCCCUCAAGUCACUUGCUGAGCCGGCUACCAGCCCUGGGGGAAAUGCGGAGGCCUUGGCCACAGAAGGAGGGGACAAGAGAGCCAAAGAGGAGAAGGCGGCCACCAGCACGCUGAGCAGGCUGGAGCAGGCGGGACGCAGCACACCCAUAGGCCCCAGCAGGGACCUCAAGGAGGAGCGCGGCGGUCAGGCCCAGAGUGCGGCCAGCGGUGCAGAGCAGACAGAGAAAGCCGAUGCGCCCCGGGAGCCGCCGCCUGUGGAGCUCAAGCCAGACCCCACGAGUGGCAUGGCUGCCGCAGAAGCUGAGGCUGCUUUGUCCGAGAGCUCGGAGCAAGAAAUGGAGGUGGAGCCCGCCCGGAAAGGGGAAGAGGAGCAAGAGGAGCAAGAGGAGGAGGGCGCAGGGCCAGCUGAGGUCAAGGAGGAGGGUUCCCAGCUGGGGAACGGAGAGGCCCCUGAGGAGAACGAGAACGAGGAGUCAGCGGGCACAGACUCGGGGCAGGAGCUCGGCUCCGAGGCCCGGGGCCUGCGCUCAGGCACCUACGGCGACCGCACGGAGUCCAAGGCCUACGGCUCCGUCAUCCACAAGUGCGAGGACUGUGGGAAGGAGUUCACGCACACGGGGAACUUCAAGCGGCACAUCCGCAUCCACACGGGGGAGAAGCCCUUCUCGUGCCGGGAGUGCAGCAAGGCCUUUUCCGACCCGGCCGCGUGCAAGGCCCAUGAGAAGACGCACAGCCCUCUGAAGCCCUACGGCUGCGAGGAGUGCGGGAAGAGCUACCGCCUCAUCAGCCUGCUCAACCUGCACAAGAAGCGGCACUCGGGCGAGGCGCGCUACCGCUGCGAGGACUGCGGCAAGCUCUUCACCACCUCGGGCAACCUCAAGCGCCACCAGCUGGUGCACAGCGGCGAGAAGCCCUACCAGUGCGACUACUGCGGCCGCUCCUUCUCCGACCCCACUUCCAAGAUGCGCCACCUGGAGACCCACGACACGGACAAGGAGCACAAGUGCCCACACUGCGACAAGAAAUUCAACCAGGUAGGGAACCUGAAGGCCCACCUGAAGAUCCACAUCGCUGACGGGCCCCUCAAGUGCCGAGAGUGUGGGAAGCAGUUCACCACCUCAGGGAACCUGAAGCGGCACCUUCGGAUCCACAGCGGGGAAAAGCCCUACGUGUGCAUCCACUGCCAGCGACAGUUUGCAGACCCCGGCGCUCUGCAGCGGCACGUCCGCAUUCACACAGGUGAGAAGCCAUGCCAGUGUGUGAUGUGCGGUAAGGCCUUCACCCAGGCCAGCUCCCUCAUCGCCCACGUGCGCCAGCACACCGGGGAGAAGCCCUACGUCUGCGAGCGCUGCGGCAAGAGAUUCGUCCAGUCCAGCCAGUUGGCCAAUCAUAUUCGCCACCACGACAACAUCCGCCCACACAAGUGCAGCGUGUGCAGCAAGGCCUUCGUGAACGUGGGGGACCUGUCCAAGCACAUCAUCAUUCACACUGGAGAGAAGCCUUACCUGUGUGAUAAGUGUGGGCGUGGCUUCAACCGGGUAGACAACCUGCGCUCCCACGUGAAGACUGUGCACCAGGGCAAGGCAGGCAUCAAGAUCCUGGAGCCCGAGGAGGGCAGUGAGGUCAGCGUGGUCACUGUGGAUGACAUGGUCACGCUGGCCACCGAGGCACUGGCAGCGACAGCCGUCACUCAGCUCACAGUGGUGCCGGUGGGAGCUGCAGUGACAGCCGAUGAGACGGAAGUUCUGAAGGCCGAGAUCAGCAAAGCUGUGAAGCAAGUGCAGGAAGAAGGUGAGGGGGGCCACCCGGGUGUGAAUGUGGGCAGAACCCGGGGUCCUUCCCACUCUGACUGCUGCCCCACCUCCACAGACCCCAACACUCACAUCCUCUACGCCUGUGACUCCUGUGGGGACAAGUUUCUGGAUGCCAACAGCCUGGCUCAGCACGUGCGAAUCCACACAGCCCAGGCACUGGUCAUGUUCCAGACAGACGCGGACUUCUAUCAGCAGUAUGGGCCAGGUGGCACGUGGCCUGCCGGGCAGGUGCUGCAGGCUGGGGAGCUGGUCUUCCGCCCUCGGGACGGGGCUGAGGGCCAGCCCGCACUGGCAGAGACCUCCCCUACAGCUCCUGAAUGUCCCCCGCCUGCCGAGUGAGCUGGCGGCCCUUCUGACUGUUUAUUUAAGGAUGGAUGGCACCCUGGAACCGGGAAGGGUGGCCUGUUCCCUAGAGAGAAUAAAUUGGAUUAUUUUCUAA